AUGGAUACUGUAUCAGACUCGAUGCUUGCGAGGGGACUGAUGUUCAUAGGUGGCUUCACAGUGCUGUAUUACAUGCUGAAAUGGUCCUGGGAAUGCUGGUAUGGAUUCAGAGUGUAUGUGCUGUCAAAAGUUUGGCAAGCUGAUUUAAAGGCAUAUGGACAAUGGGCAGGUAAGGUAGGCUACAUGCUAUGUAAAGCAUACUAUUUUUAUCUGGUGAUCAUGCAUUACAGUAGGCUAAUAUUUGUUUAUUUAUGAAAAUAAAGGCAUUCUCUUUUUAGUCAUAGUGAUGGCUAUGUUACAUGAUUCUUUAGACUUUCUCUACAAGAUUAAUAAUACAGUAGACUGAGUGUAUCAUGUUUCCCCUGGGCAGGUCACAUUCCACUUUACAGCUCACCGUUUCGCCCUGUACCCAAGAUUAUAUCUGCUGUUAGGUGGAACGGGAUUUGUGUGGUCACUGGUCCAAUUCAGUCUCAUUGGAAACUUAACUUUCCUGUUGGUUAUUGCAGCACAUCUGUUUAUGCUAUUUUACGCUUUUGGCAGCAGUUGGAGAAAAGUUGUUGCCAGUGCUUGACAAUGGUCACUAUAAAACAAUUGUACAAGUAUCUGAUGACAAACAGUAGUAUGCUUCCACCGAGCAGACCAGGACAGCAGCAUUUCUGCCAGUAUUGUGAAAGAAAGGAAGAGAGAGAUAUCUUUAAAUGUUCCUCCAUCCUGCAGUCACAUCCAGUGUCCGACCUGACCUCUCUCAGAGACCUCUCACUGCAGAGGAUGAGGAGAUACAACAAUAGUAGUAAAUAUGUCAUUAUGGAAGUCUGCGGUCUAACUAAUUCUGACCAUGAUCUCCUUUCUACAGUUGUCACAGGGGCUACCUCAGGGAUUGGCAAAGCUUACGCAAAUGAGGUCAGUCUUUACUGAUUGUUUUUUUGUUACAUGGCCUCUGUGUCCCCUUACCCCAUUGCUGUGUACAGAUGAGAUUGAAGCAUGCAUAAGCAUGUAAUUCAAGUACUUUGUAAAAUGAGUGUUUACUCACGUAACAGUUGCCUUUCUUCCUGGACACUACAGUUGGCCAGAAGAGGCCUGGACAUUGUACUGAUCAGCCGGUCAAAAGAUAAACUCCACAUUGUUGCCAAGGAGAUUGGUGAGUGAAGCGCUGAGAUGGAAAAAUAGAACUAAAUGAAGAGUUGAGGUACAAAAGAUCAAUAUGCAAAUGUAUAUUUAUCCUUAAAAUACAACUAUACGUCAAUAUGUUUGUUCCAGAGAGCCAACAUGGACGCCAGACCCAGAUCAUCCAGACAGACUUCACAGAGGGCCAUGACAUCUACCCUGCUAUAGUUGAGGCACUACGGGACCUGGACAUAGGCAUCCUGGGUAGGGCACCUAUGGCAAUGAUAUACAGUUGAAGUCGGAAGUUUACAUACACCUUAGCCAAAUACAUUUAAACUCAGUUUUUCACAAGCCCUGACAUUUAAUCCUAGUAAACAUUCCCUGUCUUAGGUCAGUUAAGAUCAACACUUUAUUUUAAGAAUGUGAAAUGUCAGAAUAAUAGUAGAGAGAAUGACUUCUUUCAGCUUUUAUUUCUUUCAUCACAUUCCCAGUGGGUCAGAAGUUACAUACACUCAAUUAGUAUUUGGUAGCAUUGCCUUUAAAUUGUUUAACUUGGGUCAAAUGUUUCGGGUAGCCUUCCACAAGCUUCCCACAAUAAGUUGGGUGAAUUUUGGCCCAUUCCUCCUGACAGAGCUUGUGUAACUGAGUCAGGUUUGUAGGCCUCCUUGCUCGCACACGCUUUUUCAGUUCUGCCCACAUAUUUUCUAUAGGUUUGAGGUCAGGGCUUUGUGAUGGCCACUCCAAUACCUUGACUUUGUUGUCCUUAAGCCAUUUUGCCACAACUUUGGAAGUAUGCUUGGGGUCAUUGUCCAUUUGGAAGACCCAUUUGCGAUCAAGCUUUAACUUCCUGACUGAUGUCUUGAGAUGUUGCUUCAAUAUAUCCACAUAAUUUUCCUUCCUUAUGAUGCCAUCUAUUUUGUGAAGUGCACCAAUCCCUCCUGCAGCAAAGCGCCCCCACAGCAUGAUGCUGCCACCCCCGUGCUUCACGGUUUUCCUCCAAACAUAACGAUGGUCAUUUUGUCCGAACAGUUCUAUUUUUGUUUCAUCAGACCAGAGGACAUUUCUCCAAAAAGUACGAUCUUUGUCCCUAUGUGCAGUUGCAAACCGUAGUCUGGCUUUUUUAUGGCGGUUUUGGAGCAGUGGCUUCUUCCUUGCUGAGCGGCCUUUCAGGUUAUGUUGAUAUAGGACUCGUUUUACUGUGGAUAUAGAUACUUUUGUACCUGUUUCCCCCAGCAUCUUCACAAGGUCCUUUGCUGUUGUUCUGGGAUUGAUUUGCACUUUUCGCACCAAAGUACAUUCAUCUCUAGGAGACAGAAUGCAUCUCCUUCCUGAGCGGUAUGACGGCUGCGUGGUCCCAUGGUGUUUAUACUUGCGUACUAUUGUUUACAUUUACAUUUUAGUCAUUUAGCAGACGCUCUUAUCCAGAGCGACUUACAGUUUUUUUUUUUAUACUGGCCCCCCGUGGGAAUCGAACCCACAACCCUGGCGUUGCAAACGCCAUGCUCUAUCAACUGAGCUACAUCCCUGCCGGCCAUUCCCUCCCCUACCCUGGACGACGCUGGGCCAAUUGUGCACCGCCAAUGAGUCUCCCGGUCGCGGCCGGCUGCGACAGAGCCUGGAUUCGAACCAGGAUCACUCAGAUGAACGUGAUACCUUCAGGCGUUUGGAAAUUGCUCCGAAGGAUGAACCAGACUUGUGGAGGUCUACAAUUUUUUUUCUGAGGUCUUGGCUGAUUUCUUUGGAUUUUCCCAUGAUAUCAAGCAAAGAGGCACUGAGUUUGAAGGUAGGCCUUGAAAUACAUCCACAGGUACACCUCCAAUUGACUCAAAUGAUAUCAAUUAGCCUAUCAGAAGCUUCUAAAGCCAUGACAUCAUUUUCUGGAAUUUUCCAAGCUGUUUAAAGGCACAGUCAACUUAGUGUAUGUAAACUUCUGACCCACUGGAAUUGUGAAACAGUGAAUUAUAAGUGAAAUAAGCUGUCUGUAAAGAAUUGUUGGAAAAAUUACUUGUGUCAUGCACAAAGUAGAUGUCCUAACCGAUUUGCCAAAACUAUAGUUUGUUAACAAGAAAUUUGUGGAGUGGUUGAAAAACGAGUUUUAAUGACUCCAACCUAAGUGUAUGUAAACUUCCGACUUCAACUGUAUAGCAGGAAGAGAACAAGGAGUCAAACAGGGGACGAGAAUUGGGAAAUGAGAAAGGAACUAAAGCUAGUCUGCAAUUAAAUGUGGGAUGGAGAGAAAGGUGUUGUAAGGAACGAGAGGGGUUGGAGAAUGUGCUCUUAUUACCACAAACAACAUACAGUGCCUUCAGAAAGUAUUCAUAACCCUUGACUUAUCCACAUUUUGUUGUGUUACAGCCUGAAUUCAAAAUUGAUGAAACAUAUAAAAAAUCUCACCCAUCGACACACAAUACCCCAUAAUGACAAAGUGAAAACAUGUUUUUAGAAAUGUUUGCAAAUGUAUUGAAAAUGAAAUACAGAAAUAUCUCAUUUACGGAAUUAUUCACACCCCUGAGUCAAUACAUGUUAGAAUCACCUUUGGCAGCAAUUACAACUGUUAGUUUUUCUGGGUAAGUCUUUAAGAGCUUUGAACACCUGGAUUGUACAAUAUUUGCACAUUAUUCUUUUACAAAUUCUUCAAUCUCUGUCAAGUUGAUUAUUGCUAGACAGCCAUUUUAAAGUCUUGCCGUAGAUUUUCAAGCCAAUUUAAGUCAAAACCGUAACUAGGCCACUCAUGAACAUUCAAUGUCGUCUUGGUAAGCAACUCCAGUGUAUAUUUGGCCUUGUUUGAGGUUAUUGUCCUGCUGAAAGGUGAAUUUGUCUCCCAGUGUCUGUUGGAAAGCAGACUGAACCAGUUUUUCCUCUAGUAUUUUUUCCUCUAUUCUGUUUAUUACUAUCCGAAAAAAACCUCCCUAGUCUUUGCCGAUGACAAGCAUACCCAAAACAUGAUGCAGCCAUCACCAUGCUUGAAAAUAUGAAGUGGUACUCAGUGAUGUGUUGUGUUGGAUUUUCCCCAAACAUAACGCUUUGUAUUCAGGACAUAAAGUUAAUUUCUUUGCCAAAUUUUUUGCAGUUUUGCCUUAACGCAAACAGGAUGCAUGCUUUGGAAUAUUUGUAUUCUGUACAGGCUUUCUUCUUUUCACUCUCAUUUAGGUUAGUAUUGUGGAAAAAAUACCAUGUUGUUGAUCCAUCCUCAGUUCUCUCCUAUCACAGCUCCUUAAACUCUGUAACUUGUUUUAAAGUCACCAUUGGCCUCAUGGUGAAAUCCCUGAGUGGUUUCCUUCCUCUCCGGCAACGGAGUUAGGAAGGACGCCUGUAGCUUUGUGGUGACUGGGUGUAUUGAUACACCAUCCAAAGUGUAAUUAAUAACUUCACCAUCCUCUAAGAGAUAUUCAAUGUUUGCUUUUUUUAUUACACCCAUCUACCAAUAGGUGCCCUUCUUUGCAAGUCAUUGGAAAACCUCCGUAGUCUUUGUGGUUGAAUCUGUGUUUGAAAUUCACUGCUCGACUGACGGACCUUACAGAUAAUUGUAUGUGUGGGGUACAGAGAUGAGGUAGUCAUUCAAAAAUCAUGUUAAACACCAUUAUUGAACACAGAGUGAGUCCGUGCAACUUAUUAUGUGACAUGUUAAGCACUUUUACUCCUGAACUUAUUUAGGCUUGCCAUAACAAAGGGGUUGAAUACUUAUUGACUCGAGACAUUUCUGAUUUUUAAUUAAUUUGUAAACAUUUCUAAAAACAUAAUUCCACUUUGAUAUUAUGGGGUAUUAUGUAUAGGCCAGUGAUACAAAAUCUCAAUUUAAAUUCAGGCUGUAACACAUUACAUUUUAGCAGACACUCUUAUCCAGAGCGACUUACAGAUAGUGAGUGAAUACAUUAUUUUUUUAUUUGUCAUACCCCCGUGGGAAUCAAACCCACAACCCUGGAGUUGCAAAUGCCAUGCUCUACCAACUGAGCUGCCGGCCAUUCCCUCCCCCAAUUGUGCGCCGCCCCAUGCGUCUCCCAGUCGCGGCCAGCUACGACAGAGCCUGGAUUCGAACCAGGAUCUCUAGUGGCACAGCUAGCACUGCGAUGCAGUGCCUUAGACCGCUGUGCCACUCGGGAGACAACAACAACAUGUGGAAAAAGUCUAGGGGUGUGAAUACUUUCUCAAGGCACUGUAGCUAUUCUCUCUUUCAAUGGAUGUUAGUAGUGAAAUGUAAUAAUAAAUUACAUAGAAAUAUAUUCUGACUAUCCUCAUUUACAGUUAACAAUGUAGGCAUGAACUAUUCUGACAAGUUGGUACAUUUCCUGGACAUUCCCAACCCUGAGCAGGUAAGAUUCACACACCCCCACUCACAUAAAUGGUCUAUGUAUAUAUAUCAUGUUUUGGAUGCCAUUUUGAUUCUAACAAGGUAAUAAUGUACUAUGGUUGGAUUUAAAGCUUGAGUUAAUGGUUGAGUUAAUUUGUGUUUUCAUUCCUCCCUAACCCAGAGAAUCACCCAGGUGAUCAACUGUAACAUCCUCUCUGUCACCCAGGUGAGAUUAUCUGUCAGGAUUUAUAUAGACUCCCUCUGUGAAGUUCUGUGCAUGAUACAUGUCUUAGUUUAUGUUUCUAAACUAGUGUAUGGCUCAUACAAAGUCAUAGCUUUUAAUAUUUGGUCAUCAUUAUGUGAAAGAAUAAUGGUAGCGUUUAGGAGGUUAAUGUUGGUGUUGUUGAACAUGAUGAUCAUGAUGAUGAUGGUGAUGGGGGUGAAAGAGGAUUCUGGUGAUUAUGGAGAUGGUGGUGAUGGUACUGAUGGUGUUAUCAUUCCUUGGAAUUUCCUCAGAUGACCAGACUGGUUCUCCCACGCAUGGUGGAAAGGUACAUAUGCAUCAUGAUGAUAUCAAUGAAACGUGAAUCUUAAUGAUUUCUAUCUAUGAAAUUGUCCCUUUAUUUACCUGUCCUGUCUUUCUCAGAGGGAACGGUCUGAUCAUCAACAUGUCUUCAGAGGCAGGUGCUCAACCACAACCCAUGCUGUCUCUCUACUCCGCCACCAAGGUGCCUCUCCCUUUCACUUAAGUUUAUCUCACUCAAGCAUGCACAAUGAAUCACACACAUACACAACCAUGCUCAACCUCUUGUACAUUCACUGAACAAAAAUAUAAACGCAACAUGCAACCAUUUCAACGAUUUUACUGAGUUACAGUUCAUAUAAGGAAAUCAGUAAAUUGAAAUAAAUUAAUUAGGCCCUAAUCUAUGGAUUUCACAUGACUGGGCAGGGAUGCAGCCAUGGGUGGGCCUGGGAGGGCGUAGGCCUAUCCACUGGGGAGCCAGGCCCACUCACUAGGGAGCCUGGCCCAGCCAAUCAGAAUGAGUUUUUCCCAACAAAAGGACUUUAUUACAGACAGAAAUACACCUUAGCACCCCCUCCCCCCUCAGACGAUCCUGCAAAUGAAGAAGCCGGAUGUGGAGGUCCUGGACUGGCGUGGUUACACGUGGUCUGCGGUUGUGAGGCCGGUUGGAUGUACUGGUAGAGAAAUUAACAUUCAAUUCUCUGGUAACAGCUCUGGUGGACAUUCCUGCAGUCAGCAUGCCAAUUGCACACUCCCUCAAAACUUGAGACAUCUGUGGCAUUGUGUUGUGUGACAAAACCGCACAUUUUAGUGGCCUUUUAUUGUCCCCAGCACAAGGUGCACUUGUGUAAUGAUCAUGCUGUUUAAUUAGCUUCUUGACAUGCCACACCUGUCAGGUGGAUGGAUUAUCUUGAAAAAUGAGAAAUGCUCACUAACAGGGAUGUAAACAAAUGUGUGCACAAAAGUUGAGAGAAAUAAGCUUUUUGUGCGUUUGGAAAAUUGUGAUAUUUUAUUUCAGCUCAUGAAACAUGGGACCAACACUUUACAAGUUGUGUUUAUAUUUUUGUUCAGUGUAUUUAUAUGCCAUUCAGCAGACGCUUUUAUCCAAAGCGACUUAGUCAUGCAUGCAUACAUUUUACAUACGGAUGGUCCGGGAAUCAAACCCACUAUCCUGGCGUUGCAAGCGACAUGCUCUAUAACAGCUACAGAGGAUCAAUGUUAUCCAUUCUUUUCUUGGCAGAUUUUUGUGACAUAUUUUUCCAGAUCUCUGAAUUCUGAGUACAAGUCACAGGGAAUCACAGUUCAGGUAAAAUACUUGUAAGAAUUUUGUAUCACUACCCAUGCACUCCUGUUUCAGUAUCCUUCAGCAUUUUGUGUUUCCUCCUAUCUCUUACGCUUUCUUAAUUUCCUCUCCUUUAGUGUGUGGCUCCCUUUAUGGUAUCCACUAACAUGACCCACAACUUGCCCCCCAACCUGUUGUUGAAGAGUGCCAGUGAUUUUGCCCGUGAAGCUCUGAACACAGUGGGUCACUCUAGCUACACCAGUGGCUGUGUCUCUCACGCUCUUCAAGUAGGAACUCCUCUUAUCCACUCAUAUAUUCCAAACAAACUACUCUAUAAUGCUUUUGUUACCUUAGCCAAAAAGGAGCCAUGCAGAAUUUACAGUAUAUACCAUUAGACUAUUUUGUGUGAUUGUAAAUAUCUCGGUCUCUCUUUGCCGUCCCACAGCACAUUGCGCUGUCCAUUUUCUUCCCUGAUUGGCUGCGCCUUUCAUCCUACUGUGUGAAGCAGACAGAGAAAUUUGCACACAGCAUGCAGAAAAAAAUUGAUGAAAUGACAGAACAUUCUGCAAGCAAAGAGGACUAAGGAGUGCGAAGGAGGUUGCUACUGAAAUGUUUGUGGUGCUUUAAAGAGGUCAAAUUGGAAAUUGAUAUGAUAUUUUUUAUUCCAUGUUGAUAACUUACAUGAUCAAUGUUACUGUAUUUGUAUUGACUGCCAUUGAAAUGUAUUGGUAAUAGGACAGAGAUUGUGUAAUGUUGAUGUUGUUGUGAUGUAAACAAGCUGACCCCAAAUCCACCAUGACCUAUAUAGCCUGAGUGCAGCAGAGAAUGAUCUGUGGGAGAUGGAACUCUCAAACUGGCUUCUAUAGUAUAUAUUCUAGCUAUAUACUGGAGUAAUAUACCUAUUAUGGAUAUAGACGACAACAUUAUAACUGGACGCUUGAACAUGUGCAUGUUAUGGUUGAUUUGGACUUUUAAUAUAGUACAAUUUUUGGUAUCAACCGUCGCAUGUCAUUUUUGUGAUUUAGAUUUUCUUAAAAAUAAAUAUAAAGACAAAAAUACUUUAUUUUAUUGCCUUUUGCCAACCCAUUCACAAAUUACUGUCAAAUAUUUGUUACUGAGUAACAUAUGUGUAGAGGAAACAGUAUGCUAUAAAAUACCAUGUUUUAUGUAAUUACUUUGGUUUUUGACAUUUUCUAUUGAGUUAUUUGCUUGAACAGUCCUGAUUAACUCACAAGCAGGCUGUCUGGCACUCACUGAUCAGUCCACAGACUCUAGACAACAGUCUGUGUGGCACAACCUGAGAACAGUACAUGGAUUCUGAGCAGAGUCAGAAAUAUACAGUAACUUCAUAGUUUCCUCUUUAUAAUCCUAUUUCUGCUUAAGCACAAACAUCAUGAACCACAAGUUUUGUGAAAUGUAUAAGCUUUCACAUAGCACCAAGGACAUACCUCUAAAUUAGUAAAUAGCUUUCAUGAAUAUCAAACUCCUUGCAGUAACAUUCUGUUUC
Messenger RNA from Coregonus sp. 'balchen', 8704 nucleotides. NCBI's taxonomy places the organism in Eukaryota, Metazoa, Chordata, Actinopteri, Salmoniformes, Salmonidae. The record is from the annotation of a GenBank genome assembly.